Messenger RNA from Scleropages formosus (Asian bonytongue), 4972 nucleotides. RefSeq names its product synaptotagmin Ia (gene syt1a). NCBI's taxonomy places the organism in Eukaryota, Metazoa, Chordata, Actinopteri, Osteoglossiformes, Osteoglossidae. Gene Ontology annotation, biological process: synaptic vesicle endocytosis; calcium ion-regulated exocytosis of neurotransmitter. Gene Ontology annotation, cellular component: exocytic vesicle; axon; synaptic vesicle membrane. The transcript has 11 exons. The record is from RefSeq and is a predicted model, not a curated record. The coding region runs from base 512 to 1771 and encodes 419 amino acids. Gene Ontology annotation, molecular function: phosphatidylserine binding; calcium ion binding; calcium-dependent phospholipid binding.
AUGACGCUCCGUUAAGCAGUCUCGGGUCUCUCCCUCAGCUCGCCUCGCUGCUCAGCCUUCUCCUGCACUCUCUCUCGCUCUCAGAAGCCAAAGAUCCCACCAUCGCUUCAGCUUUUUUUUAUUCUUUUCCUUUUUUAUUUUUAUUUUAUUUAUUUUUUGCAGGAGGGAGAAUACAUCGCCAUGUGUGCGCCUCCCCGGGGGCUGGGCAGAGAAUAAGGAGAAGUGGUACCCGCCUCUCUCCCCCUGUCACCAGGCACCACCUCCUUCCUCUGCACACUUCCGCCUGGAGGACGUGCUCGCCUUCGAAGCCGGCAAGCCACAGCCGACGCGGAGCCCAGGCGAGACGGCGUACAAGUGGACAAACUGAAGAAAGAUCUGAACAUUUGGACAGGAGAAUUUAAAGACAUUGAAGUUUGUGGCCGAGGCACUGACUGGAGCCAAACAGCAUUUCUGAAGCUUUUGCAGCGGCUGCUAUUGAAUUAAAGCUUCUGCCUGGCAUCACGCUGUGAUUAUGAGCCGAAGGGAAGCCAUGACGGCAAACCAGCAGCCCACAGGUGCCACGCCCACCGGCUCCAAUGCUACAGAAGUCACCAAACCGGCCGGGGCCAAGCCGCAGGAUGAGUCGUUCUCCAAGCUGAAGAACAAGUUCAUGAAUGAGCUCCACAAGAUCCCACUGCCAUCAUGGGCUGUUAUCGCCAUCGCCUUCGUGGCUAUCCUGCUGAUCCUCACCUGCUGCUUCUGCCUCUGCAAGAAAUGCAUAUUCAAGAAGAAGAACAAGAAGAAGGGCAAGGACAAGGGUGGCAAGACCGCCAUCAACAUGAAGGACGUCAAAGACGGAGCCAAAAUGGAGGCCUUGAAGGAUGAGGAUGACGCAGAGACAGGGCUGACAGACGGGGAAAAGGAGGCGGAGCCCAAGGAGCAGGAGAAACUGGGCAAAUUGCAGUACUCCCUGGAUUACAAUUUCACCGAAAACCAGCUCAUCGUGGGGAUCAUCCAGGCAGCAGAACUGCCCGCCAUGGACAUGGGCGGCACCUCAGACCCCUACGUCAAGGUGUACCUGCUCCCUGACAAGAAGAAAAAGUUUGAGACCAAGGUGCACAGGAAGACCCUCAACCCCACCUUCAACGAGCAGUUCAUCUUCAAGGUGCCCUACACGGAGCUGGGGGGAAAGACACUGGUGAUGACCGUGUACGACUUUGACCGCUUCUCCAAGCACGAUGCCAUCGGGGACGUGAAGGUGCCCAUGAACAAGGUGGACUUCAGUCACGUGACAGAGGAGUGGAGGGACCUGGAGAGUGCCGAGAAGGAGGAGCAAGAGAAGCUGGGUGACAUAUGCUUCUCGCUGCGGUACGUUCCCACCGCCGGCAAGCUCACCGUUGUCAUCCUGGAGGCCAAGAACCUGAAGAAGAUGGACGUGGGCGGCUUAUCAGAUCCAUAUGUCAAAAUUCACCUGAUGCAGAAUGGGAAGAGGCUGAAGAAAAAGAAGACGACAAUUAAGAAAAACACCCUUAACCCGUACUACAAUGAGUCCUUCAGCUUUGAGGUGCCAUUUGAACAAAUCCAGAAAGUGCAGAUAGUUGUAACCGUUCUGGACUAUGACAAGAUCGGGAAGAACGAUGCUAUUGGAAAGGUGUUUGUGGGCCUCAACAGCACGGGCACAGAGCUGCGGCACUGGUCGGACAUGCUGGCUAACCCGCGGAGACCCAUCGCCCAGUGGCACGUCCUCAAGCCUGAGGAGGAGGUGGAUGCCUUGCUCUCCGCCAAGAAAUAAGGGAAGCCCUUCAAGAUGUGUGCUGGUAAUGUCCCUUAACUAGUAUCUGUAAAUACCUCAGUGAUACGAGUCCUCACCCCCAUGUACACGUUUGCCCCGUCCGCUGAAAUCCUGCAGGUGUAUAGGCCCUUUUAAAAGCCCACUCUUCUUCACUGGCAUAUACACAUUACCUUCUAAAACCAAUCAUCUGCCCACACGCCCCCUUCUUUUAAGCAAUAUGAUCUGUAUAGAUAGCGCAUGACAAAUUAUUUAUUGUACUACAGUUGUAUAUAUAUCAGUAUGCAGACAAAAUGAUUUAUAAUUUGUGUUUGUAUGUUGUUUAGCGUUUCCUAAUCUGUGUAUAUCUUGAUGUUUUUAAUAAGAUGUUCUAUUUUAAAUGAUGUAAAUGGAGAUAUAGGAGAGCUUAUAUAUAUAUAUAUAUAAACAGGAUUAAAAAUCUUACUGCAUUCCAGAGAAGACAAUUCCAACCAACAAGAUGCUAGUGGAGGUAUACUCAAGUUGCAAAGGACGGUGUCAGUCUGUAUGUUUACUUACCAUCAAAAAAAAGAGGCAAACAGAUUUAAAAGGCCAUUAACUAAUAUGUUUCCAUGGAGAAUAUGCUGCUGAAUAUGAUAAGCACACGGUUUCUUAAAACUUUUUAUACUAGUUUACCUUGAGACUUCCUCCAAAUUGAUUCACAAGACUAGUCUUUCAUUGUUUAAGCUUCUCUUUUUAGACUGAGUUGCUUUUACCGGAAGUAGGUCCUCCUUUUGAGCAAACAGGUCCGUCCCUUGAGUACAAUUCCCAACAAUAUCUGAAACAAGGUUUUGCCCUUGUGUCUUAACAAAAUAAAUAGCUAGACUAACUUUUUUUUUUUACUUGUUCACAUGCAGUAGCCCGUAUGAAGAUUUUCUAGAUAAUGUCAGUAUUUUUUGUAACUGCAUAAUUUUUUUCAAGAACCUUUCAUGAAAGGUGGGAUGGGGAGUUCUGCUUAUUCUGUAGUUCCUUUUUUUAUAGGAUUCCCUUGCCUGCAAUAGAAACACUAAUUGGAAGUAAUUGACAGUAGCUCAGUUUAAAACACUGCCAAUUUCAGGGAAGUGACUAUUCUAAGAAAACACAUUCAUCUGUGUGCUCAGCCUAGGAGCUAUUUGUUCAGUAGUGCUGUGAAAAGCAGAUUUUGCUUUUAUUGCCAUCUCACUGCCAAAAUUAAAUUUCACCGUGGCUGAAAUUUUGCACUGUAACUGUUAGGAGACAAUUCUGGCCUUGCUCUUUUGAUGCCUGACUCAAGUUCAGUGCAGUGUUUUAUUCCCAAGACACUUAAGUCAAGGGAUACAUCUUGGAGAAAGAAAGAAAAUGAAUGAAUACACCAAAAAACUAAUGCAAGAGUUUUGUUCUACAUGGUAGAUUGCGAGUUUCUUUAAAGCAAAACAGAUUAACAGAAACCGUAGGAGUUAAUGGUCUGUAAUGAUAGAGAGAAUCAUAGUCUGUGUCCUUUACUACAGGUUUAAGUGGGGGAGGGUUUACAAUAGUUUCAUCGUUGAGGAAUCAUAUGUGUACUAGAUGCUAGUUGAGGAGGACUUUUUAAAUGUUAUGUAGUUGAUAGCACUAAUAUGAAGCUAUUUGUCAUUCCAUAGGAGUCUUUGACGACUGCUUUGUGUAUUGCUGUGUGCGCUUAAAAUUGUAGAUUAAUAGAUGAUAAACCGUUUGUUCUGUAGUGCCGAUGUAGAAAAUACUGCCAUUCCCUCCUAGUGCACCAGCAGGUGUCAUAACCGUGGGCCUUUCAGGAAUUAACCGACUGUACACAGGGAAACGAGAGUGCUGAGCCCACAUGGGUCCAAUCACAUAGCAUUUUGUUGAGCACUGUGCAAUACACUGUACGUUCAUAACAACAACAUUGCCCACUGAGGAAACUUUUCCAAAAGCUGGUUAGGAUACAGCACAUGACAAGCCAGGGUAGAUUACCGCCAUAGGAUUCCUCUUACCUACUUGCGCCUUUCAUUGUUCUGUUUUUCAGUUUCCUCAUAAAGAUCCAAAUUACAAUAUUUCAGGAAAUACAUUGGUAAACACCAAAUAUACUGUAUAUACUUUUAUAUUUUUCCAAAUAUUGGAAUUUAAUAAUUGCUUUACUAUAACCCACAUCCUUUUUUGUAUGACUGCAGCUCUUUAUUACUGAGUUAUUUCAUGGACCCUUUUCUCAUCUGUUGUUCUUAGCUCCGUGUGCCUCAAUGUACCGCACUGUGUUCUGUUUUGCCUUUGUGAGCCCACAUCGAUGUGGCACUUUGUCGCAAUAAACAUAACACACGUAGACCCAUUAUUGUAUACCUAUUAAAUACUGUACUAUAUAAGGCCCAUGGAAAAACAUUGCCUUUACACUGUAUUCACUUUGAGGGACUUCAGUACUUUUUCCGUUAAGCUUAUUUAUUAAAUAGGUUUUUUUUUUCUUUCUUAGUAUUAGUCUAAAAAUAAUGGCGCAUUCUGGGGACUAAAAUGUUCAACUACUUUGUUUGAAAAACAAAACACAUCAGGUAGUACUGUAAAUGGACAUGGUGUGGUUUGCAUAGGCAGACUGCCAGGUGUGUUAAGUACCUGAAGAAAAGCCAUUACCUGCAUUUUGGUGCAAUGUCAUGUCUGCCGUUGUCCACCAAACAUGCAGGAAACCCUACAACCUUUAAAAUGAAUAAAUGUUAUGUGACCAAGAAGAAUCAUUCCUUAACAAAAGCCACAUUUAGCUUUCAGACAAAGCUGUGUAAAGUAUUAGAAUCUGAUGCUGUAGAAAGAUCCUAGUUGCCUUUGUGUAUAUUAACUGCCUGCUUGACUAUGUUUGUGUGUGGAAAAUUUUUCUCUGUAACUUGUAGAAAUAACUUGGGUGUUCUUUCCUGCCAUUACAGCGAGCCAAGAGGUUAUAUUGCUGUGUGUACCUUAAUUUUUGAUGGUGUUCUACAAUUUUGUUUCACUGUGUGUAGUGAGUCACUCUGUGAGGUUACUUGAUUGUGAUUGAUUAUACAACUUCAUAUAGAGUAUGUUCAAUAAACAUGUUUUAUUUCUUGUUGAUGUGGACCCUUUCCAAGUGCUGUCUUAUUUUGUUUUUCCUCUUAGUGAAGCCCCUCACCCCUUUCAUGUUGCAUCCUAAACAGUUCAUUCAGAAUGACACCGACUUUCCAAAAUGUUGAAACCUUCAUCAGCAAAGAAAAAAAAAGCUAAAUAAAUAAAUGUAUGAAACAA